This is a messenger RNA of Mobula hypostoma (lesser devil ray), 6001 nucleotides long. RefSeq names its product T-box transcription factor 15 (gene tbx15). Gene Ontology annotation, molecular function: DNA-binding transcription factor activity, RNA polymerase II-specific; RNA polymerase II cis-regulatory region sequence-specific DNA binding. Gene Ontology annotation, biological process: regulation of transcription by RNA polymerase II; positive regulation of DNA-templated transcription; cell fate specification. NCBI's taxonomy places the organism in Eukaryota, Metazoa, Chordata, Chondrichthyes, Myliobatiformes, Myliobatidae. The transcript is spliced from 8 exons. Gene Ontology annotation, cellular component: nucleus. The record is from RefSeq and is a predicted model, not a curated record. The coding region runs from base 273 to 2084 and encodes 603 amino acids.
AUGACAGAGUUGAGGCUGAAAGUGGACUAAAUUCAAUAACUGCUCUCCUUUCGCCAGCAACAUGCUAACUGGGACUGUGAGAGAUGUAACGAGCUCUGGACCUCUGUAACCCUUGUGUCUAUCAAGCGCUCAAUUUGCAACCAUUAUUUUAAUUUUUUUUCAGUUGGAAACUGCUGCAGUGAGUGGUCACUGCCGCCUCUCAACCACUCAUAUUGGUGUCUUUGAAGGGAACGUUAGGGUUUGCUUGUUUCUGGACGAUCCCUGUUCGGGCGAUGAGUGAAAGGAGGCGAUCGGCAGCUGCCCUCAGUUCGAGGGCGCACGCCUUCUCGGUGGAAGCGCUGAUCGGGACAAAUAAAAAGCGGAAAAUCCAAGAAUGGGGCGAGAAGACCAUGGAGCUGAGUGUGGACAGUAUAAACCCGGAUUCGGAGCUUGGCGACAGCGUGGAUUCAAGCCAGUGUAUGGAGAUCAACUCCGAGUCUCAGCUGAGCUCAGAUCAGGAGCAGAGUCCGGCCGCAGAGGGGGAGAGCCCAGCUCAACAUACAGCCUGUUCCUAUAGCUCUCCCACAGAACUCACUGCUGACACCUCCUCAUCUCUCCCAACCUCCUCCAUGGAUGAGAUUCAGAUGGAACUUCAAUGUGCCGAUCUUUGGAAGCGAUUUCAUGAUAUUGGCACUGAAAUGAUUAUCACCAAAGCUGGAAGGCGAAUGUUCCCUGCAAUGAGAGUGAAGAUCACUGGGCUUGAUCCACAUCAACAAUAUUACAUAGCAAUGGACAUCAUCCCUGUUGAUAACAAACGAUAUCGGUACGUUUAUCACAGUUCGAAAUGGAUGGUUGCAGGGAAUGCAGAUUCACCAGUCCCUCCUCGAGUCUACAUCCACCCAGACUCUCUAGCAUCUGGGGACACGUGGAUGCGACAAGUCAUCAGCUUUGAUAAGCUCAAACUUACAAACAAUGAACUGGAUGAUCAAGGACAUAUAAUUCUUCAUUCCAUGCACAAAUAUCAGCCCCGGGUGCAUGUGAUCCGAAAGGAUUUCAGCAGUGAGCUGUGUCCAACCAAAUCAGUGCCUGCGGGCGAAGGGGUGAAAACUUUUACUUUUCCGGAGACUGUCUUCACCACCGUAACAGCGUAUCAAAAUCAGCAGAUUACAAGGCUGAAGAUCGACAGAAAUCCUUUCGCGAAAGGGUUCCGGGACUCGGGAAGAAACAGAACUGGCUUAGAAGCCAUCAUGGAGACAUAUGCCUUCUGGAGACCUCCUGUCCGGACUCUCACAUUUGAGGAUUUUACCAACAUGCAAAAACAGCAAGGAGGUAGUACAGGAACAUCUCCAACAACUUCUAGCCCAGGAACUCCAUCCCCUUCAGCAUCUUCCCAUCUGCUGUCUCCAUCUUGCUCCCCGCCAGCUUUCCACCUCACUCCCAACACCUUCAAUGUUGGCUGCAGGGAGAGCCAGCUCUGCAACCUCAAUCUCUCUGAAUAUCCAGCUUGUGCUCGAGGCAACAUGGCCACCUUGCAGAGUUACCCAGCUCUAGCUGAGGGUGGAUACAACCGGUUACAAGGUCCUAGUGCAUCUUCUCAGCCACCAGCAGAAACAUUUGUUCCGCAGAGGACUUCUUCAUUAAUUUCUGCAGUACCCACACCUUCUUCAUUACAAAGCAACAACAAGAUGGAUGCUUACAGCAGUCAGCUGCCAUCAUUUACUGCUUCCCAGUUUCAGUACGUCAUGCAAACAGGAAGUCCUGCCUCUAACACCUCUUCAUCUCACAUGUUUAGUGGUAGUCAUGUCCAACAGAGCUCCUACAAUGCCUUCUCAUUACACAACCCAUAUAAUAUUUAUGGCUACAACUUCCCUGCCUCACCCAGACUGGCCGGCAGCCCUGAGAAACUUAAUGCAUCCCAAAGCACUUUACUCUGUUCCUCUUCACCCAACGGGGCCUUCAGCGAGAGACAGUUCUUGUCCACAGGAAUAGAUGGGAUGCAUGUGAUUGCCUCCACUCCUGCCCAGCAGCCACAGAACGCUUGUGACGCCAGACAGUAUGGGACUGUCCCAGGGAGUUCUUCACAAAUGUCGGUUCAUAUGGUAUAAAGGCAAUAUUUAAAAAUAAAAUCUUUACCUGCGCUGUCCAUACACACGCAGCACUAUGCACUAGGGUCUCCGUAGUGGAUUGAUGUCGGUAUCAAUUAAGUAGAAGUGUUGACUACAGAGCACAUUAAAUGUAAUCGUCCCACUUUUAAGUGCCCUACAACACCCAUGACACAAUGAUCUUUGAAGCUGUAGUGUACUGGGAUAAUAAUCCUUAGCUAAUCUAUCUAUACGCUACACAGAAAUAAAUGUAAUUGGGUCGCAAUCAUUGUCUAGAAUUUGUGGAUAUUUGCCCUUUUACAUAUGUUACACAACAUAUAAAUAAAUCUGUUGCUGGAACAGCAUAACCUCCAGAAAAUGAAUAAUGCCUGUCCCUUGCAGAGGCAAAUGUGAUUUGCAUUGAUAAUGGACGGUGUAUCUUGUCUUGUUUUCAGUAAAAGAAGCUUGAAUUUCUUUGAAGUAUUAUAUCCUAUUUUUGAACUUUUAUUGUGCCAAGCUCAUAGUUGUUGUGUUCAGAAUUAUCUCCAUUUGGCCUCUACAGCAACUGUAGUGUUUCACAAAUAACCCAUUCCAAAGUAACCUCGUUAGGCCCCGAAGAGAAGAAUAUUGUUUUCGGUUUCUAAGAAACAAACUAUUUUUCCCUUUUUGCAAUUUUACAGACAUGUAUUAUUCGUUAAAUAAAAUGCCUAACUUGAUCAUAGAGAAUUCAGACAAUGGAUGGACUUGAGCACUCCUGGAAAAAAAUGGAAACAUUUCUAAUCAGUGCUGGAAAAGCCUAUUGAUGUUGAAACUUUGAUUUUCUUCCUUUCUACUUCUAACCAACUGUUUGAACUAAAUGAACACUUUGCAAAUAUUGCACUGAUCCAGAUGGGCACAGUAUUGCGCAAAUAACAAAGCACAAAUGCUAUGGAUUAAAGCUUUGGGUGAUAAAGUGUACUCGGCUGCCCUAUUGAAUCCCUUAGUUGGACAUGAUUUACACAAUAGCUGAAAGGCACACGGAAUCUUCUCAUCUCUGGAUGGUACUACAACAUUUGUUCAUCCAAAGAAGAAUCAGCACUUACCAAAGUAGUCUCAGAACUUGGUGAAUUACAUGUACGGAAAGUCGUGACUCUUUUGUGCUAAGAGUUUGGAUCUGCUAAUCUAACAAUGGAACCUUUCCCUAACUUGUAUAAUUUUGCCUGUAUUGAAGCAACUCCCUGUAAACUGCUCCUGUAAAUCAAAUUAAAAUGUGUGGGGAAUAAAACUGUGCUUGUGAAAAUGUUCCUUUAAAACAAAGGCUCUCAUUAUUGAAUUGAAUGAGCAAACUAAUUGGAAAUAGGGAACACUUAGAAGUUAUUUAUCCAAGGUGGACAUUAUUUGGGCCUCGGCUCUAGUAGAAACGAAGAAGUAAUUUAUGUUGACAAAGAGACAUAGUGACAAAUAUUAAAGAUGAAGGAGUGUGAAGGAAAAUUAAUUCUCCAGGAUCUUGGUGCCUGAUAAGGAAGUGGAGCCAGAUAAGAUGCCUGGAUGCACACUUGAAAUGUCAUAAACUAAAGGGUUGCAGGACAGAAGCUGAAGGAGAGAUCAGGCUGGAUUGUUGCCCUCUAGCCUGGAGAGACACAAUAUAUUCUGAAUGAGUUCCUUCUGUGCUAUGCAGUUCGUUGGUCCUAUGGAUUCUGUUACACUGAAAACCAAAAGGGUUAAUUUGAGUUGGAAAUAGUGAAAUAUCCACGAUAAUUCCAUUAACUGACAUGAUGGUCAGUGUUCAGGCUGUAUUUAGUAUGCUCGUUAAUUGGAACAAGAGGGAUUGGCAUAGUGUAAUACACAGCUCCCUGUAGCAGACUGAAGACAGGAUAAUGAUCUGCCCCAUGCAGCAUCAAGCUGAUGCUGUGCAUCCUUCCCCUAUUUGGAUCAGAACCAAAAUGAUUAGAUCUACAGAGCAUUUUGAAAUGAUUAUUUUGUAAAUCUGGAUAUUUUUAAAAUCCUAUUUUAGGCCUCUGAAUUCUUUUCAAAGACUUCCUAGGACAUUUCCAGUCAUAGCUGGAUUGAACAGAUCUUCUGCUGAACUUGCCAGCACGCUGCCUGUUUUAGAGGGCACGUGCUAUCACGCGGGGCCGGAUAAAUUUGGGUUGUUCUCUCUGGAGCAACAGAGACCGAGGGAAGAUCUGAUGAGUGACAUAGAUGGAGUGGACAGAGAGUAUCAGUUUCCCAAGGUUGAAAUGUCUAAUACCAGAGGGCUUGCAUUGAAGGUGAGAGGGGCUAGGUUCAAGGGGGAUGUGAGGGUUAAGCUUUUUACUCAGAGAGUGGUGGAUGUCUGGAAUGUGCUGCCUGGUAUGGUGGUAGGGCAAAUAUAUUAGAGGCUUUUAAGAAAUGUUUGGUUAGGCACAUGACGUAAGGGGGAUGGAGGGAUAUGGACAUUGUGUAGGUAGGAGGGAUUAGUGUUUAGGUAUUCUUGAUUUGCUUUUCAGCUUGUUCAGCAAAACAUUGUCUGCUGAAUAGCCUGUUCCUGUGCUGCACUGUUCUAUUUUCUUUCUCCAUUAUGUUGUACCGUAUAGUAUAAGCCAUUACAUUCACUGCCUCUUUUUCACUCUACAAAACUGCCUAUACCAGCAAAGUAUGCUGCACUUAGCUCUUACUUAACUGCAAAUAAUGUCCUUUCUCUAGCAUCAGAACAUUUUGGAAGUUCUCCUUACACAAGAACAAUAUUUUGUGAAGGUUCCGGGAGAAGAGAAACUUCUGAAGAGCUAACUAUAUCCUGUAUCUAUCAUAAUGAGCUCAGCAGUGCUUUAGAUUAAUGCUUACAAGUACUUGGAAAGAUAUGUUUUCAUUUUUCCAAAUAAAUAACAUUGUAGUUUUUUAAAAAAAAACAAAGCCUCAAUUUCAAAGAAAAAAAUGCCCCCUUAAAUAGUCUCAGAGGCUGGCUCCUAAGUUUCCAGGGCAAGGGAACUAAUAAACUUAGAACAUAGAAUAGUACAGCACAGUACAGGCCCUUUGGCCCACAAUGUUGUGCCGACCCUCAAACCCUGCCUCCCAUAUAACCCCCCACCUUAAAUUCCUCCAUAUACCUGUCCAGUAGUCUCUUAAUCUUUACUGGUGUAUCUGCCUCCACCACUGACUCAGGCAGUGCAUUCCAUGCACCAACCACUCUCUGAGUAAAAAAACCUUCCUCUAAUAUCCCCCUUGAAAUUCCCACCCCUUACCUUAAAGUCAUGUCCUCUUGUAUUGAGCAGUGGUGCCCUGGGGAAGAGGCGCUGGCUAUCCACUCAAUCUAUUCCUCUUAAUAUCUUGUACACCUCUAUUAUGUCUCCUGUCACCCUUCUUCUCUCCAAAGAGUAAAACCCUAGCUCCCUUUCCAAAGAGUAAAGCCCUAGCUCCCUUAAUUUCUGAUCAUAAUCCAUACUCUCUAAACCAGGCAGCAUCCUGGUAAAUCUCCUCUGUACCCUUUCCAAUGCUUCCACAUCCUUCCUAUAGUGAGGUGACCAGAACUGGACACAGUACUCAAGUGUGGCCUAACCAGAGUUUUAUAAAGCUGCGUCAUUACAUCGCAACUCUUAAACUCUAUCCCUCGACUUAUGAAAGCUAACACCCCAUAAGAAAUACUGUACAUUUAUCAGUGAAUCCUCAUCAAAAAGCUUUUGAACUAGUUGAGGGCAAUCACUAUUUGUUGAUAAUUUACACUCAAUAUAUAAUGUUUCUUUAGUAUGUUUCUAUAAAUUAUUUGAAAAUAGAAAUACUUUAGAAAUUCGGCUUUUCAGAAAAGCAUGUAGGUGUAAACAAGGUCAGGAUUGGCGUUUCAUUAUGUUUAUGUGUUUUAGCAUUAGGUGUUUGUAAUUGAACACCUGAAAUGACCAUAAUCUUCCUGCAGCUUUACAUUAUGGGGAUGAAUUGGUGACUAAUGUUAAUUGGAAUCCAAGAAUUCUACAUCAAAUUGGGGAAUGUAA